AUGGUGCUGGGGCGUGUGGGUUUGGCUCUUCAAGCCUUCAGUUCAGUCGGCGGGAGCAGAGCGGCUAGUCAAGGCGCGGCGGCUAAAGAAGCCAGCAAGCCGAACCGAAUCACAGAGACGCCAAAAAUGACAGUGGAUUUUGAGGAGUGUGUCAAAGAUUCGCCCCGCUUCAGGGCAAACAUUGAAGAUGUCGAGACAGAGGUUGUGGAGAUUGAGGCAAAACUGGACAAGUUGGUGAAGCUAUGUGGUGGCAUGAUAGACGCUGGGAAAGCCUAUGUCAGUGCCAACAAACUUUUCAUCAACGGAAUUCGGGAUCUGUCGCAGCAGUGCAAGAAUGAUGAAAUGAUCUCGGAAUGCCUGGAAAAGUGUGGUGAAAGUCUUCAGGAAAUCAUUAACUACCACAUAAUGCUUUUUGAUCAAGCUCAGCGUUCAGUCAAGCAGCAGUUACAGCACUUUGUCAAAGAGGACGUGCGCAAGUUCAAGGACACAAAGAAACACUUUGAGCGUGUGCGCGAGGACCUGGAGAUUGCACAAGUAAGGAAUGCGCAGGCGCCCAGGAACAAAGCCCACGAGGUAGAGGAAGCCACUUGCGCACUCAGCGUCUCGCGAAAGUGCUUCCGUCAUCUGGCCUUGGAUUACGUUCUGCAGAUCAAUGUCCUUCAGGCCAAGAAGAAAUUUGAGAUCCUGGAUACAAUGCUGUCCUUCAUGCAUGCCCAGUACUCCUUGUUCCAGCAGGGCUACAAGCGGCUGGAAGAGAUGGACCCCUACAUGAAGAGGCUGGCUGCUGAAUUGGAUCAGCUGGUGAUUGAGUCAGCCAUGGAGAAGAGAGAGUUAGAGCACAAACAUGCGACCAUCCAGCAAAGGACACUCAUGCAGGACUUUGCCUACGAAGAAUCCAAGGCUGAGUUCAACUUGGACUCUCCCAACGGGGUGGUGAUGGAAGGUUACUUGUUUAAGAGAGCCAGCAAUGCCUUUAAGACGUGGAACAGACGCUGGUUCUCCAUUCAAAACAGCCAGCUGGUUUAUCAGAAGAAGUUCAAGGACUCUCUGACAGUGGUGGUGGAUGAUCUCCGUCUGUGUUCCGUCAAACCCUGUGAGGAUAUUGAGAGGAGAUUCUGCUUCGAAGUUGCCUCCCCGACCAAGAGUUGCAUGUUGCAGGCCGAGUCAGAGAAGCUAAGACAAGCUUGGAUUCAGGCUGUCCAAGCCAGCAUAGCCUCAGCCUACAGGGAGAGCCCUGAGAGCCUCCGCAGCGAGCAUCUAGACAGAGCGGCGUCGCCAUCCACGAGCAGCCUGGACUCGGCCAGCGAGUUGCGAGAACCCGGCGGCCGUGGUGAUAGCAUCCUGCAGAGGAUCCUUUGCCUGCCGGGCAACCAACAGUGCUGCGACUGCGGUCAGAUCGAGCCUCGUUGGGCUUCCAUCAAUUUGGGGAUUCUGCUGUGCAUCGAGUGUUCUGGCAUACACAGAAGUCUCGGCGUUCAUUGCUCCAAAGUGCGCUCGCUAACGCUGGACUCGUGGGAACCGGAGUUAUUAAAGCUAAUGUGUGAGCUGGGUAACGGUGUCGUCAACCACAUUUAUGAGGGCUCUUAUCACGAAGGACAAGGUGUCAGCAAAGCGACAGCGUCCAGUUGCCGACAAGAGAAGGAGGCUUGGAUUAAGGCCAAGUAUGUGGAGAAAAAGUUUAUAAAGAAGCUGACUGCAGUGGCGAGUCUCAUCAACGGCGACAGAAAGUUGACGCGGCGCUGGAACGUACAGAAGUGUCGGAGGCACAACAGUGCCACCACGGUACCGAAGACAAGGCGGAGAUACCGACAGGAGCCUCGCAGCACUUCGCCAUCCAGCCUCUCUUCAGGUUCUGUCAAGUCCAAACGAGAAUCCUUAUUUUGUCCAGAUGAACUGGAUUCCCUUUUCUCCUACUUCCACGCCACAUCUGGACCUCGAAGCCUCAGCAGUGACAGCGGUUUGGGCAGCACUGACGGUAGCACUGACUUUUUGGUCCUGGGACCGGCAGUGGAUAGCGUGACAGAGGAAAAUUGCGAGGCGUCUGAGGACUCGAGUGGCGAGGCUGAUCCAGACACGUCGGACCCGGAGGACGCCAGAUACCUUCACCCUGGGGCACUUCUGUAUAAAGCCGCCAAAGCUCGUAACCUUCCCGUUAUGGCCGAAGCUCUCGCGCACGGUGCGGAUGUCAAUCUGGUGAACAAGGACGAUGAAGACAAAACUCCCCUUAUACAAGCUGUGAUUGGGGGUUCCUUACUAGCCUGCGAGUUUUUACUUCAAAAUGCUGCUGAUGUUAAUCAACGAGAUGCAAGAGGGCGGGGUCCACUGCAUCACGCCACCUACCUGGGCCACACGGGGCAGGUGUGUCUAUUCCUCAAAAGGGGUGCAGCCCAGAAUAAUGGUGACGAGGACGGUCAGGACCCGUUAAGCAUUGCAGUACAGCAAGCCAACGCUGACAUAGUCACAUUGUUGCGACUGUCCAGGAUGAACGAGGAGAUGCGUGCAUCGGAAGGAGGUUUCGCCCAAGCAGGGGAUGCCACGUACCUGGACAUCUUCCGAGAGUUCUCGCACAUGGCGUCCCACAAUCCCGAGAAGCUGAAAAGGAGAAGCGUGCACUUCAGGCACUCCUUCAGGUAG
This is a messenger RNA of Nerophis lumbriciformis (worm pipefish), 2634 nucleotides long. NCBI's taxonomy places the organism in Eukaryota, Metazoa, Chordata, Actinopteri, Syngnathiformes, Syngnathidae. The record is from RefSeq and is a predicted model, not a curated record.